CCUUAUUAAUCAGCAAAAGUCUAAUAAUUUCUUAUGUAUUUUAAUAAAAUAGAAAAUAAAAACAAUAGAAGUAGUUAGAGAUAGUUAUUUGGCAAGUGGAAGUAUUUUGGGGCAUUAAGCUGCCUGCCUAAAACUCACAGUACACAAUUUAAUAAUUCCAUCAGAUAAUAUAAUAUUGUGCUUAUUUUAGUAGGACUAAAGACUACAGUGGUGUAAUCAUCACUUUGGAACCUCUUGGCAUAAUAAGGUUUUAUGAUGCAUUUGAUUAUAUGAAUGACAAUAUUCUGUUCUGUUUUGUAUUAAAAACAGGUUAUGAAUUACAUGGAGUAGAAAAUCUACCAGACGGACCAGGCCUUAUUAUUUAUUAUCAUGCUGCACUUCCUAUAGAUUAUAUUUUCUUUCUAGCAAGGAUCUAUUCCCUGAAGAACAAACUCUGUUGCUAUACAGUGGUUGAUCAUUUUGUCUUUAAGUUGCCAGGCUUAAAAAUGCUUGGCACGAAUCUGAAAAUGAUAACGGGUUCAAAGGAAGAAUGUCUUCAUGCCCUGAAGAAUGGUGAUUGGGUGGCUAUUUCACCAGGAGGAACACGAGAAGCCAUCUUUAGUGAUGAAACCUAUAAAAUUUUAUGGGGUAAACGCACAGGUUUCGCAAAAGUUGCUUUAGAAGCAAGAGUGCCCAUAAUUCCAAUGUUUACAGAGAAUAGUCGGGAGGGGUAUAGGAUACUUGGAAGAAUAAAACCACUGAAAGUCUUGUACGAAUAUGUUCGAUGGCCACUAGUUAUUUUGUAUGGAGGGUUUCCAGUGAAAUGGCGUACACAUAUUGGACAGCCCAUACCAUAUGAUCCAAACAUAACUGUUGAAGAUCUGGUAGAAAAGGUACAAAACACUUUACAGACUUUAAUAGAAAAAUAUCAAAAACAGCCAGGAAGUAUAAGAAGAGGUCUGUUGGCACGAUUUCAUAACAAGAAAAAUGAAUAAUUGCAAUGAAAAUACUGUAUAACAAUGACAGCCUUAUCCUUAUUGUAAUUCUACAUUUUCAUGCAUUAUUGAACUAUUGCUACUCUUCUAAACUUGUAAUCAGUUAAAAUGAAACCUUUUGAUAUUAUAUACACAUUUAACUAAAUGGGCUCCUGAAACUCAUAGUUCAGCUGCUUUUGAAGUCUUCCAGCCAACAAUGCUGAAGGAGUUCAUUCUCCAUGCCUUGGGUGAAUAAUUUAUAUGAACUUUUAAUCUCACAGCUUCUAUGGCAAACAUGGGCUUGUUCCACGUGAUCUUGGACCCAACACAUAAAUAGUUGCAUAUUAUAUCUUGUCUUUCCCUUGAAGCAGAUGAGAUAUAAUCUGAAGAUGGGGGACAUUGACAUUAGUACUUGGCCAUAAUUGAAUCAUUAUCUUGUUCAUGUGCACAUUGCUGUCAUACCUAAUGUCUGCAAGAGUGCUGUACUGGUUAGGA
Molecule: messenger RNA, 1448 nt
Organism: Crotalus tigris (Tiger rattlesnake)
Lineage: Eukaryota; Metazoa; Chordata; Lepidosauria; Squamata; Viperidae
Product: transmembrane protein 68-like
Exons: 5
Coding region: 270-974 (234 amino acids)
Cellular component (GO): membrane
Molecular function (GO): acyltransferase activity
Source: RefSeq, a predicted model, not a curated record